CUGUGUCUGGAACAGCUCACAGUCCUGACUCCGUUCUUCGCUACAGCCCCAGCAAUGCUACAUCCGGCAUCUCUUGGCUUCAUCCUGGCAUGCGCCGUAUCUCUAAGCAGCUCUGCAGUUAUUUUAGAAAAUGGGAUGCCGAUCCUUUGGUCUCAAACAGUCAGCCAAGUGACUGAGCUCCCUACGCAAGAUGGGAUUCUGACUCCAGACCCUUGGAGAUACCUGAACCGAAUGAGUUUGUACCGUCUUCUGAUAGCUGCCACAGAUCCCUACAUGGGAUCCAUGGGACCAGGCCCCACAGAAAACCCAAUGUGGGGGCUGGCCCUGCAGCUUGGAUGGAUGCAAACUUCAGGUCGUCUUGCUGACCCGACCGGUCUAACAACCUGCGGACUGCAAACAGGAGAUGCCAUGUGCAUUUCACCCCAGAGCUGGUGGAGCUGUGUGAACCACUUCAGCUCUGCACUUUCCUUUCUGUCUGCUGCACAGCAUGGCCUCAUGGGAGCAGGAGUCCAGGUCCAACUCCAAACACCUGCAGGUUCAGAAGGUUAUUGUACCACCUAUGUUGAGUGUUCCACUCAGUACCCUGAUGCUAUGACCAAGUGGGAUGCCUAUUUUCAGGCUCUGAAGGCUUCCACUGAAUCUGCGUUACCAGACAACGAGAAGAAAGACUCGAUCCUCGGUGCCUACUGGGUGGCUCAGAUGGGUUCGCUUCAGGCUUCUGCAUCAUGCAACGCCAAGCAGAGCCACUACUCCUCUGAAGAGGUUUUGUUUGCUAACAGCUGGAUGAACUCAGCAGAGUACGUUUCUGCAGCUCACUUCCAUUCCAGCCUGGAAAAGUCAGUGAAGUUCCUGACCCCUCUACCAAGCCGAGUCCUAAGGGAGGGCGAUGUGGCUCCCAACAUCGCUGAUCUGACUCCGGAGGAGAAUCACUCACUGUCUAUUUUCUCCUCGAUGAGAAGCAUCAACACUUUUCUAGGUGGAACGCUGGUGAAUAUGUGGAAAGGAGCGAUGUGUUCAGUGACCACACGAGAGCAAGGCAGACAGAUGUUGGAGCAGCUGCUGCUGAAUCCCAGCUUCGCCACCACUUCUUUCCUGUCGCUUAUUACUGGAAUGACCACAAGCUGCUGAGACCAAACAAACACGAAAACAUCUUUCAAACCUCAAGAGUCUUUUUUAAAUUGUUUUUCAUAAUCAAUUUGGGUGAGAUGCUUUGCAACGUGAUGGAGGUGCUAUUCCACCGAAGGUUAUUCACCCUCUCUCCACAGAUGCCUCUGACACAGGACUAGUCUGCAUGAGAUAUGGCCUCAAGGUCAUGCAUUUGCUUCUAAACUGCUUCCUUCCAGCUCAAGAGAAGAAUGAAGAAAGGACUCUCUCCUUUUAAUAAAUCAAAGAACUCUAUUUUUAAUAAAGCUAAUUAAACAAAGUGUUAGUCAAUAAUAAGAUGUGACCAAUCUGUGAAAUCAAAAUAUUAAUUACUCUAUUAUAAUCCUAUAGAAUAUAAUAAGUUACAUGACUUUAAAUGUUUCCACUAGGACUGAUCUCACGUAGCGUUAAGACAUGACACAUUACUUUUCUGAUCCAAUCAGAAUCUGCCAGAUCUGACGGAGGCGUGGUUUUGGUGGUGCUUGAUAAAUCUGUCAACUUUUCAUUCGACCAUAAACCAAAACAUCAGAAGUGUAAAACUAUGCCCAAGUCAUCUUUAACACAGUUCAAAGCGUUCUAGAGAAGUUGUCGGAGUGGCCAAUCCGUAACUUUCCUCUUCAGCCGAAAGAACCAACGACAAGCUGGAUAAAAUCUGUUGCUGUUCCACCUGCUGCAACGGUUCCUUUCAGAAUAAAAGCUGAACCAUCACGGCCCAGUUUUGGGUCUUGUUAGAUGCCAAUAAACUGUCACGACCCGGAAGUAUCUCAAGACUGGUGGUCGGCUGCCGCGGCUGUUUCUACCGACUUCGGCUCCACAAAGGUCAAGCUGGACCAGGGGCGUGUCCAGGGAGUGGCCUGGGGUAGCACAUGCCACCCUAGGAAUCUGAUUGGCCACCCCAGGUGCCACCACACUAAUUUACUUUUAAAUAGGCUUUUCAUUGUCCACAAAAGGCUUGGGGGUAAAACAAAAAAAAAAAAGCAUAACCAUUGGUGCCAUCCAUGCACAAAGCUGUGCCUCACCUGGGCCACCCCAUUUUAAAAGAUUUUAAAAGCCACUGAGCUGGACCUCUACACCUCCUGAUCUAGACGGGGACUUCCACUAAGGGUACAUAGACCGACAGAAUGGCGUCGAAUGUGUUUAUGAAUCUCCUAACCAAAGCUUAACGCGAAGACAUCACCUUCAGUUCCCAUCAGAACUGAUCGUUUCUUCGGCUUUGCUGGUUCUGAACAACAUUCCACACUACACCAUUCUCCGUUUCAUCCACCUUAGUUACACCAUACAUUUAGUGUUAAAGUUAGUCUAGUUUUAAUUUGUUUAGUAAUAAAUCUUUAAACUUUUAAAACUUGACUCUCUCUCCUGUUGUCUCUGAGUUAAUGUGACGUGGUUACAUAAUCCCUGCAAUAAAAAGUUCCAAUCUUCUGGUUAAACAGUACCCACAGAUCCAUAAGGUUGAUUUCAUAUUUACUAUGGAAUCUUAUGUCUUAUGGCUCAUUAAAUAACAUGUAAAUUAAACCAUUACAGCUUCAUUGUGAAGGACGAUAGAUGGCGAUUUCAGACUGCAGUUCUCGCUCACGUCUCUUUGUUCUUGUACCUUUGUGAAAAUAAAACAUCAAUAAAUCCUCUCUAACGCUU
Messenger RNA from Nothobranchius furzeri (turquoise killifish), 2775 nucleotides. It is a transcript of the gene leg1.1, whose product is annotated as liver-enriched gene 1, tandem duplicate 1. NCBI's taxonomy places the organism in Eukaryota, Metazoa, Chordata, Actinopteri, Cyprinodontiformes, Nothobranchiidae. The record is from RefSeq and is a predicted model, not a curated record.